CAGAAGCAGCUUAACACUAGCAUUAUCUUGUCUAACUUUCAAACUAUUCCAAUGACGUCAGAAUUAGGAGCGAUAUCUAAUAAUGAUACCCUAAGGUCUUUCGAACUGAUAAUGAACAAUUCAGCAAGUGAUUCAGUAUUUCUCAUUCGGGUUUUUUCUUCACCCUCCGUUGAAUCUACCUUUGAUACUAUGUGUAGUAAAUCAUUUACAGGUGGUGUAAUUAACGUCGUGGCGAUGGAUGACGCACAGACUUUAGCACGACAGCUUAUGUAUGGACUUGGAAUAAAUUUAGGAUUCAUUAAUCUUACCUCAGCUUCUUGCAAAUGUCAAGCACAGACUGUGUGUAUGAUGGCUGACACAAGCUCGCAGAACCCAAUUAGCAUUAGCGUGUCUAACUGCAAUAUCAACAAAUUCAAUCAACGAGAGAAGUCCUGCUUAAUGGAUUCACAGUUACCUUACCCUGCUACCUGUGGAAAUGGACUUGUUGAAGUCAAUGAACAAUGUGAUUGCCUGCCAGAUGAUUCAGAAUGUAAAAUGUGCUGCGAGAACUGCUCAUUCCGCACAGGCGCAGAAUGCUCUAGUGGUGCCUGCUGUUUAAAUUGCCAAUUUCGGAUAAGUGAGCAGUGCCAAAAUUGCAAACCGCCUUCCGGUUGCGCUGAAAAUCAGCGUGGAUGUAAUUCGUGGGAUUGCGUUUGUAAAAAUGUUAUUGGAAAAGAAGCUAUAGCAGCUUCAACUGAAUGUCUCGACGAACUUCAAGCUGAUGCCUCUAGUGCCUUUUGUGGAAUAACUCCAAAUUGUUCUAUAUUACUUACUGAAUGUGAUAUCGUGCUCUGUGUGGCUGAUGAGGUCGCCCUUCCAGUUGCCCAGUCACUCAAAAUAGCAAAUGUUUCAAUUUCGGGAUCUCCAACGUGCAGCAAUUUGUACGCUGUAGGAAGUGCAGUAACCGAUGGUCUUCCCCCAACCGAUGGUAUGGUUUGUCAAGUCAAUGGUAUAUGUGUUUCUGGAAAAUGUGACACUCAGGGUAGAUUGCUAUGUAAUGACAAUGAAGGAACAAUUUGCUCAAACAAUGGGAAAUGUGACAAAAAAACUAACAAGUGCCUUUGUGAAUGUGAAUGGACAGGACGUUUAUGUAAUACGCUUAUACCAGAGAGUAAGAGGAAGUGUCCUGUAUCAGGCAAUACAGAAAACAAUGCGACAGGUAUUCAGACAACACACAUCAUUGCAGCGUUUAUCGGCAUCGUUUUUGCUGCAGCAGUCGUUUCUGGUGCUACGUCUGUUGGAUACAAAAGAUUACAAAAAAGGAACAGACUUCAAACAAAACAUGAACGGAAUAUGCUAAGGUAA
Molecule: messenger RNA, 1344 nt
Organism: Anneissia japonica
Lineage: Eukaryota; Metazoa; Echinodermata; Crinoidea; Comatulida; Comatulidae
Product: disintegrin and metalloproteinase domain-containing protein 22-like
Exons: 15
Coding region: 52-1344 (430 amino acids)
Biological process (GO): proteolysis
Molecular function (GO): metalloendopeptidase activity
Source: RefSeq, a predicted model, not a curated record